Molecule: messenger RNA, 928 nt
Organism: Cephus cinctus (wheat stem sawfly)
Lineage: Eukaryota; Metazoa; Arthropoda; Insecta; Hymenoptera; Cephidae
Product: larval cuticle protein LCP-17
Exons: 3
Coding region: 344-754 (136 amino acids)
Cellular component (GO): chitin-based extracellular matrix
Molecular function (GO): structural constituent of chitin-based larval cuticle
Source: RefSeq, a predicted model, not a curated record
GCUAGUGAAAGCGGAUUCUACUUAGGGGAGAUAUAAAAGUUCUUCGAAUGGUCGCUGCAAGACGAUCCUGUUGUAAUAUUUCCAAUAUAAAAAAAUACGAUUGCCGUCAACAAACUCUGCUGAACGAGUGCCUGGUUUACACUUAUGUCCACUUGCAUAUUCGCACACAUGAAGAUUAUCAAUAGCAAGUUAUUUAUCCGAAGUAACCUGUAUGUUCGAGUAUUUUCAUCUUCUGACAUUUGGCCCCACCUAGUUGCAUCUACGACUACAUCUGAUGGGUGCCUAUAAAUGUCCACCAGUGAACAGCAGUUCGUAGAACACAGCAAACAUUACCGUUAUCAACAUGAAAUUCGUACUACUGGCCGGUAUCCUAGCGACAACUAGCGCCGCCGUGGCAGCAGCUGGAAGUGAUAAAGACGCGCCAAUCGAGAAUCAAAAAUUGGAAGUUGGUCUGGAAGGAGAAUUCACGAAUGAAUGGUCCGGCAAUGGGAUAUUGAUAAAGGAACAUGGAACCGGAAAGAAAACUGAUAAGGAGUUGGCUCAGGUCAUCCAAGGUUCAGCCAGUUGGACCGCUCCAGAUGGCCUUGCCAUCGAACUAAAGUGGACUGCCGAUGAAGCUGGUGCUGUUCUCACUGGUUCUCAUUUGCCAACUCCUCCACCUCCUCAGGCAAUUCCGGAAUAUAUUUCCAAGGCAAUCGAAUGGUCAGCUGCACAUCCAUACGACGAAGAAGCAAUUCUCAAGAAAAAAUAUUAAACUGUUUACCAAAAAAUGGAUCUCUUGCGCUUUUUCAAAAUUUCAUAGCGCUAAUCAACUGCCCUAGCAACUGGUUCUGACAACGUCUUACGUUCAGUUAGAAAACUCUCAACUGUUAUAUAUGUAUAAAUUUAAUGUAAUAAAUUUCAUCUAACAAAGGAUAUUUUGCAUGCA